GACUGUACCUGCCACCGUAGCAGCUGGAAAGCAAGAGAGGAAAAUGAUAAGAUGAAACUAGCACCUGCUGCGAGUCCGCUACCGACGCGGCACGUGCGAAUUCUAUUGAGCCACACGCGUCUACAGUAUUCAGUAAUUUCAACCCAACUGCCAAAGACAGGUAUUUAUAAACGAGCAACACAUCUCACAUGGCGAAGUAUAACCGUCUCUCAGACUCACUCUCAAGUUAAAUCCCAAACGAAAAUGGCGGAAAAAGAAGCCAUUGUUGAAGCUCAGAGAAAGCUUCGAUCGAAGUUCCUUCAAGUCCUUUGUAGUAGACGACGAGACGAAGUUCCGUUAACGGUCGAACACGCGAAGCCAGUGGAGAAUCCUUUGCAUCAAAACUCUCCUCCAACGAAGGAAGAGAUUGAGAUAAUGGAAUCGUGUCCGAAGGCUGAUAUAGAGAACCUUGAAGAGUUGCUUCAGGAGGAGAAUUUCUACUUGAAUAUAGAGGAAGGAAAGCAAGGACAGUUGCCGGUGUUGAUUCUGAAACUGAAGGAAAGUGAUAAGCAGAAAAAAAGACCGGCGGUUGUUUUUCUUCACAGUACGAACAAACACAAAGAGAUCUUGCGUCCAUUGCUUAAGGCGUAUGCUUCGCGGGGAUAUAUAGCAAUUUCGGUGGAUUCUCGUUACCAUGGAGAACGUGCCACGUGCACAACCACAUAUCGAGAUGCACUUGUUGAUGCGUGGAAAACCAGUCAAACGAUGCCAUUCAUAUAUGACACGGUCUGGGACUUGAUUAAAUUGGCCGAUUAUCUAACACAAAGAGAGGAUAUAGACCCUUCUAGAAUAGGAAUCACCGGAAUAUCACUUGGAGGAAUGCAUGCAUGGUUUGCUGCAUUUGCUGAUACUCGCUAUGCUGUGGUCGUUCCUCUGAUUGGCGUUCAGGGAUUUCGAUGGGCCAUAGACAAUGACAAAUGGAAGGCUCGAGUUGAUAGUAUAAAGCCUGUUUUUGAGACGGCUUGUCAUCAUUUGGGUAAAGAUGUUAUUGACAAAGAAGCAGUGGAGAAGGUAUGGGACCGAAUUGCUCCGGGUUUAGCUUCCGAAUUUGAUUCACCCUAUUCAAUUCCGGCUAUAGCACCUCGUCCAUUACUUAUUCUUAAUGGUGCCGAAGAUCCUCGGUGUCCCAUUGUUGGCUUGGAAGUUCCAAUCUCAAAGGCAAGUCAGGCAUACAAAGAGUUUCAGUGCUUAGAUAAUUUAAAGGUCAUUUCAGAAGCUGGAGUUGGACACCAAUUAACCAGAUUGCAAGUGAAGGAAUCAUCUGAUUGGUUUGAUAGGUUUUUAAAGCCUUAGUUAACGUGUUCGCAUAUUAUAAACCAGUUUACUUACUCCAUUGUCUUUUUGUGAUUCUAUCUGUCAUCAAAUAUCUUUUUAAUUCAAGAGCUAUAAAAUGUUGCACCUGUUCAGAGAAAUCAUUCUUGUGAACUAUAAAUGCCCCCACUUUGUUAGUAAAAAUUAUGUCUCCUUAUUA
Vigna radiata var. radiata (mung bean) is the source of this 1510-nucleotide messenger RNA. RefSeq names its product putative esterase YitV. The record is from RefSeq and is a predicted model, not a curated record. NCBI's taxonomy places the organism in Eukaryota, Viridiplantae, Streptophyta, Magnoliopsida, Fabales, Fabaceae. The transcript is spliced from 13 exons. Gene Ontology annotation, molecular function: serine-type peptidase activity. The coding region runs from base 52 to 1332 and encodes 426 amino acids. Gene Ontology annotation, biological process: proteolysis.